Molecule: messenger RNA, 2171 nt
Organism: Thamnophis sirtalis
Lineage: Eukaryota; Metazoa; Chordata; Lepidosauria; Squamata; Natricidae
Source: RefSeq, a predicted model, not a curated record
GUUUUUAACCCUUCACCAGAUAGAACUUUCUGGAAUGGAAGAUGGAAGACAGAGGAUCUCGGGUUGCUGACUAUUUUGUGGUGGCAGGAUUAACCGAUAUUUCUAAACCACUUGAGGAGGAAAUUCAUUUCAAUGAUGCUUGUCAUAAGCUUGCAAAGCCCAAAGAACCAAUCACAGAUGUGGCGGUGAUCAUUAAAUCCCUUGGGGAAGAAGUCCCUCCUGGAUACAAAUGCAUUGAUGUCACUCCUUCAGGACUGUCUGCUGAUCUCAACAAUGGCAGCCUCAUGGGACCCCAAAUAUAUAUGUGCUACAGGAGAGGAAGGGACAAGCCCCCACUAACAGAUCUGGGGGUUUUAUACGACGGGAAAGAGAGGUUGAAGCAGGGAUGCGAAAUCAUCCAGACCACUCCGUCUGGCCGCCCUGCGAAUAUCAGCAGCGGUGCUUCGUCCCAGAAAGUGUACAUAACGUAUCGGAGAGCUUUGGAGAACAUGACCCAGAACACCUUGGCGGUCACAGAUAUCUGCAUCAUUAUCCCAAGCAAGGGGGAAACCCCGCCACACACCUUCUGUAAAGUUGACAAGAAUCUGAACAAUAGUAUGUGGGGAUUAUCAGCCUACUUGUGUUAUAAGAAAUCUGUGGCAAAAACAAACACCAUAUCAUACAAAGCAGGUCUCAUAUGCAGAUAUCCAGAAAAAGACUACGAUUCAUUUCCUCUGCCAGAGUCGGUCCCUCUUUUUUGUCUGCCAAUGGGGGCAACCAUUGAAUGCUGGCCUUCCAACAGCAAAUAUCCUCUCCCAGUGUUUUCUACGUUUGUGCUCACUGGAGCCUCAGCUGAAAAGGUCUAUGGUGCUGCUAUUCAAUUCUACGAAACGUACUCCGAGGAAAACCUGACAGAAAAACAGAAGGCUCAACUGGGCUUCAUGGCCCUGCCCAGCUCCAAAACCGUUCAGACGAACAAGUGCAUCUGCCUACUGUCCCACUGGCCAUUCUUUGACGCCUUCAAGAAAUUCCUCACUUUUCUUUACCGCUAUUCAAUAUCUGGUCCACACGUCCUUCCUAUUGAGAAGCAUAUUUCCCAUUUUAUGCACAAGGUUCCUUUUCCAUCUCCACAAAGACCAAGGAUUUUAGUUCAGCUAUCACCCCAUGAUAAUCUGAUUCUUAGUCAGCCCAUAUCAUCACCUGUACCACUGAGUAGCGGAGGGAAGUUUUCUGCUCUUCUGCAGAAUCUGGGACCUGAGAAUGCUGUAAAUCUCCUAGUCUUCGCGGUGACAGAACAUAAAAUCCUCAUCCACUCUUUACGCCCUUCUGUCCUCACCAGCGUAACUGAAGCCCUGGUCUCUAUGAUCUUUCCUUUCCACUGGCCAUGCCCGUACAUUCCUCUCUGCCCUCUAGCCCUGGCUGAUGUUCUGAGCGCACCGUGUCCAUUCAUAGUGGGAAUUGAUUCCAGAUAUUUUGAUCUUUAUGACCCACCGCCAGAUGUUAGCUGUGUUGACCUAGAUACAAACACCAUUUCACAGCCAGGAGAUAAGCGAACGAUCGCAUGGAAGAUCUUGCCGAAGAAGCCUUGUAAGAAACUGAUGAGCACUUUAAAUCACUUGUAUCAUCAGCUGGCAGCAUUGCAGCAAAGACCCCGUGACGAUGCUUUAAUGGAGCUGGCUAUGAAUGACUACGAUUUUCAAUCAGGCUCCAAGCUGCAUCUGUUAGAUGUAGAAAUUCAAGAGGCGUUUCUCACGUUUAUGGCUUCGAUCCUGAAAGGUUACAGGUCCUACCUACGCCCUAUUACGCAAGCCCCUUCGGAAACUGCCACUGAUGCAAGUUCCCUGUUUGAACUGCAAGGAUUCUUGAAAAGCCGUGAUCGUUCACAUCAAAAGUUUUAUACUAUGAUGACUAAGACCCAGAUGUUCAUUCGCUUCAUUGAAGAAUGUUCUUUUGUUAGCGAUAAAGAUGCAAGCCUUGCGUUUUUUGAUGACUGUGUAAAUAAAGUGGAUAUAGACAAGACAGGUGACACGCGGCUUAUAGAACUCGAUGAGUCCCACAAGAGUGAGCACACCGUCUUCGUAACUCCCCCAGAGAUUCCUCACCUGCCCAACGGAGAGGAACUCCCAUAUCAAUACAGGUAAUCAUGGGGAUCUUUCCAUGGUGAUAUCCCAAUGGUCCUUUUUUUCAAGAGG